Molecule: messenger RNA, 6590 nt
Organism: Fundulus heteroclitus (mummichog)
Lineage: Eukaryota; Metazoa; Chordata; Actinopteri; Cyprinodontiformes; Fundulidae
Gene: ap1g1
Product: adaptor related protein complex 1 subunit gamma 1
Exons: 24
Coding region: 124-2595 (823 amino acids)
Biological process (GO): intracellular protein transport; receptor-mediated endocytosis; Golgi to vacuole transport
Cellular component (GO): membrane coat; AP-1 adaptor complex; Golgi apparatus
Molecular function (GO): clathrin-cargo adaptor activity
Source: RefSeq, a predicted model, not a curated record
CCCUCCGCCUGCAGUAGAUGUGCUGAGGCUAGAGUAGCCACCAUUUUGCAUGUCUAGUGUGUUCCUCCCUCCAUUGCUAAUAGAGACGAUUCCAGUUCUUUUCUGGCAUCAUUACGGCUCAGAAUGCCAGCUCCGAUCAGACUGCGGGAGCUGAUCCGGACCAUCCGGACGGCACGGACCCAGGCAGAGGAGCGAGAGAUGAUCCAGAAGGAGUGUGCUGCUAUCCGCUCGUCUUUCAGAGAGGAAGACAAUACAUACCGCUGCAGAAACGUGGCGAAGUUACUUUAUAUGCACAUGUUGGGCUACCCGGCCCACUUUGGGCAGCUGGAGUGUCUGAAGCUGAUUGCAUCCCAGAAGUUCACCGACAAACGGAUAGGUUAUUUGGGAGCCAUGCUGCUUCUGGACGAGAGACAGGACGUUCAUUUACUAAUGACAAAUUGCAUUAAAAAUGACUUGAAUCACAGCACACAGUACGUCCAAGGCCUGGCUUUGUGCACUUUAGGCUGCAUGGGGUCCUCAGAAAUGUGUCGCGACCUGGCGGGGGAGGUAGAGAAGCUGCUUAAAACAUCCAACUCAUACUUGAGGAAAAAGGCAGCGUUGUGUGCAGUCCAUGUCAUCAGGAAGGUCCCAGAGCUCAUGGAAAUGUUCCUUCCAGCCACAAAAAACCUGCUGAGUGAGAAGAACCACGGUGUUCUGCACACAUCUGUUGUCCUCCUCACAGAGAUGUGUGAAAGAAGUCCCGAUAUGCUGUCCCACUUCAGAAAGAAUGAGAAGCUGGUUCCACAGUUGGUGAGAAUCCUGAAGAACCUAAUAAUGUCCGGAUACUCUCCUGAGCACGACGUUUCAGGCAUAAGUGACCCCUUCCUGCAGGUGCGGAUAUUGAGACUACUGAGAAUUUUAGGCAAAAAUGACGACGACUCCAGUGAAGCAAUGAACGACAUUCUUGCACAGGUUGCAACAAACACAGAGACGAGUAAAAAUGUAGGUAAUGCAAUCCUGUAUGAGACUGUACUGACCAUAAUGGACAUCAAGUCUGAAAGUGGACUGAGGGUUUUGGCCAUUAAUAUACUUGGUCGCUUCCUACUUAACAAUGACAAAAAUAUAAGAUAUGUGGCGUUGACGUCUCUACUAAAGACCGUACAGACGGACCACAAUGCAGUGCAGCGGCAUCGGAGCACCAUCGUGGAUUGUUUAAAGGACCUGGACGUCUCCAUUAAGAGACGCGCCAUGGAGCUGAGUUUCGCCCUCGUGAACGGCAACAACAUCAGAGGCAUGAUGAAGGAGCUGCUCUACUUCCUGGACUCCUGCGACCCCGAGUUCAAGGCCGACUGCGCGUCUGGAGUGUUUCUAGCUGCUGAGAAGUAUGCUCCUUCGAAAAGAUGGCACAUAGACACCAUCAUGCGAGUACUGACAACCGCUGGAAGCUACGUGCGAGACGACUCCGUUCCCAACCUGAUCCAGCUCAUCACAAACAGCGUGGAGAUGCACGCGUAUACGGUUCAGAGACUUUACAAAGCGUUGCUGGACGACAUUUCCCAGCAACCUCUGGUGCAGGUUGCGUCGUGGUGCAUAGGAGAGUAUGGAGACCUUCUGGUGUCGGGACAGUGUGAGGAAGAGGAGCCCAUCCAGGUGACUGAGGACGAAGUUCUGGACGUGUUGGAAGGUCUUCUGGUGUCCAAUCUGUCCACGCCCGUCACCCGGGGUUAUUCCCUCACUGCUAUCAUGAAGCUAUCUACUCGUUUCAGCAGUGUAAACCGAAUCAAAAAGGUGGUUUCAAUAUAUGGGAGCAGCAUUGACGUGGAGCUUCAGCAGCGAGCCGUGGAGUACAACGCACUUUUCAAGAAAUAUGACCACAUGAGGCCAGCUCUUCUUGAACGUAUGCCCAUUAUGGAGAAAUCAGCUUCUAAUGGUCCCACAGAAAUCGUCCAGACAAAUGGGGAGGCUGAGCCCUCUGCGGUGGAGUCAAAACAUCCACCGCCUGUUACCCAACCUACCAACCAAGCUAAUGACUUGUUAGACUUGUUGGGCGGUAAUGACGUGGUGCCAGUAAUCCAGACCACGAUGCCCACAAAGCCCGCCUCAGCCGGAGGAGAGCUGCUCGACCUGCUGGGAGACCUCUCACUAAGCGGUGGUCCAGCGCCGGCGCCCGCUCCCUCAGUGCCCGCUUCCCAGCCGCCUUUCCUGCUGGACGGGCUCUCUUCACAACCCCUGUUCAAUGACAUCGCUGCUGCAGGUAUUCCCCCCAUGACGGCAUACAGCAAGAACGGUCUAAAGAUAGACUUCACGUUUGAGCGAGCUAACCCGAACCCAAACAUCGCCGUCAUCACCAUCCACGCCACCAACUCCACAGAGGCGGAAAUGACCGACUUUGUUUUUCAGGCUGCAGUACCAAAGACUUUCCAGCUGCAGCUCCUUUCCCCCAGCAGCAACGUCGUCCCAGCACUCAACCAGGGGACCGUAACACAGGUCAUCAGAGUCCUCAACCAACAGAAGCAACAACUACGAAUGAGGAUCAAACUAACCUACACCCACAAAGGCUCCGCUGUGCAGGACCUGGCAGAGGUUAAUAACUUCCCCCCCCAGUCGUGGCAGUGAUGACCCUCUCCUGCUGCCUCUGCAAAGCGCCCCCCCCCCCCAUCAAGGGAACUAUGAAAACGAUUGUUUUUGUUUGUUUUCCUGUCCCUUUCACCUCCCGCCCUUCUUCCAACGGAUCCCCCUGUGACGUCGCUGCAGGCCGCUGCCCUCGAGUUGCAUGGGAAGCAGCGGAGCAUCAACCACUGGAGAAUAGGAACAGAUGUUACGAAGACCCUGCUGGCAUUACAUGGAUAAUGGGGGGGUGGGGGGGGGGCAUAUCAAUCAUCAAACUUUCCCCUUUCACUCUUAAUUGAUCUCUUUGCUUAGUAAGCUGAUGUAUUCCCUCCCCCCCCUCCUACACCCCUUCCUCCCAGACGGAUUAGUGUACGCCAUCCACCGUGGCACACUCUGUCUCUGAAGUAGAGAAAAAGUGUCGCCCCCCCUUUGGGCUCCAUAUAAUCUUAGUUUUCAUCCUAAAUGCAGUUUGAGGCACUUGAUCGUUAGGAUUGGCUCCGCUUUCACAUCGUUUUCCCCACAUGAACCAUCAUUCCUACGACGGCAGCAGGAAAAAACUUAGAAACAGUCCUAAACGUGUUUUUUCUUUUUCUUUUUUUCUCCACACUGUCAACAAUAUAACUUCAGAGUUGUAUUCAUUCUGAAUUAUAUUAAUUUGCUAAAUGCAUGUGUGCCGGGGUCACAAUCACAUCUGGACUCCGGCUCCAGCGCGUUAGACCACUUCCUCUGACUUGGCGGCCGGCUUCAGAUCGUUCGCCCUCCUUUAACACCUCGUCUGUAGGGAAAGCGACCGAUGGCUUGUAGGUCUGUGUAAAACGGUUAGCCUGUAACGUAUUACGGUGAAUACGUUACAGGCUCUGAAGCUUAUCCGAGAAACAAAUUGCACUUGUGUUAGAGAGAGAUGUGCGUUUUUAAACCUUCCCCUGCAUCCGUGUCGUCCGUCUAGGCUGCAAAACGGCUUCUGUUCGUGAUUUGUUUAAGCGGGUGGGACACGGUCGGCCCGCUCACACAUGUACAUGAAGCUUGUCAUGAAGGUAGUAACUUGCACUGAAUGCUCUCCUUUCACCCCCCCCCCCCCCCCCCCAUCUUAAUUCUUCUUUCCAUGUCUUCUAUGUCGGGGAUGCUCUUGUUAUCGGCGCUGUUUUUUUUUUUUUUUUUUUUUUUUUUUUUUUUUUUUGUGAGAGGAUGUUUCAUUUGAUUUAAUUUAUGCCUGAUAUCAAAGUGAUGUGCCUUUCUGACUUAGCUAGAUUUAAACAGAAGCCCCUGAAGCCCCUCGGUUCGUUUAACAUGACAACGCUCUCUCUCUCUCUCUCCGCGGGACCUGAUGGAUUUAAAUCUGCGUCGCUUCAUUGACGAGAACUAAAAUACCACUAAUCCGCCCCGCGACGCCGGACCACGAUUAGGCAAAUUUUGUAAAUUAUAGUAAAAUACUUCAGAUGAUUUCUAGAUUUUUUAAAAAUGAGAUAAUAUAAUCAAAGCAAAGUAAAUGGCAGCUAAUGUAUGUAGGCUUUGACAAGCAGGCUUCCCCCCCCAGAGCUCCCGUCUAUCGGCAGAAACAGAGUUAUUAGCGGAAAAGCUAGCGAGACGGUUUGGUUUUCAUCUUUAAAAGCUCCCCUCACACCCCCGCCGUCGGGGACAGUAACCUUAAUACCUCACGCCGUUUUUUUUUUCUGUUGAGCGUUUAGCGGCAGGCGAAGGGGAGCGUCUGCAUGAAGAAAGCUUAAAAUCUCAUCGCUUAACUCCACCCACCGCCUCGCUGCGCCGUCCAUGUUCAGCCAGGAUGUGCGACUCCUCUCACUACGCCUCACUAUCUUUUUAACGUCUGUGACCAAAUCAGAGAUCUGCUAUUAGCUUUGGAAAUAUUUUUUGAGCUCAUGAUAUGUGUGUAUAUGGAGAAAUGUUUUGGGUUGAACCUUCUGUGUGUUGAUGAAUCCUAUAUUGGCUUUUUUUUCUUUUCUUUUCCUGUACAUACUGAGGGCUUUUACUAUUGUUUGUCUAAUAUACUAUCUUUCAUCCUUUAUUUUAGAUAUCAUUUUCUAAACAAAUUCCAAUUACUCACAAUGUACAUUAUCUAAAUAGAGCUAGUCGGCAUCGGUCUAAUGAGACUCCUCUGUAUCAUCACUCAUUCACUGUAAAAGAUUUAUGAUCUGCUGCCUGUACAUUGUAUAUAGUUGUAAAACAAAAACGCUGAUCAGAUUAAAUAAAAUCCACAUAAAAGAUUAGUUGGAAAGUAUAAUUGUAUGCAUAUAUGUACAAAAGUAAUCUUAAAGGGGGUGCAAUGGAGCUUCGUUUGAUUUACUAUAGAGUCACGUUGCAGUCACGACGGGAUGUCGCCAGGGGAAUGGUGGGCGGGGCUUCUCUGGAUGGUGGGUCUAUAACGUGCAUGCCCUCUGAAUGAUGCACUGUACUACUGAGGAGCAGCGACGUGACUUUUGCUCCCCCCCCAAACCCCCCCGCCCCUCAAACACCUCAUGCAGCCAUUGGCCUCCUGCAGCGCGGCUCUCCUGCCAAGGUGCAUCUCGUUCACUUGGCCUUACGAGCACUCUUGAUCUUCUCUUCAACCUACUGUUUGUUUGCCCACUUAGUUUUUUUUUUUUGGUUUAGGUGUGUUCUCCCUCGCACAAUCAAAAUAAGAAAGGACUUUUUUAUAGAAGUCCCCUUAUGGCCAGUUGGUUUGCUUUUAACCUGCAUGGUUCAACUUGUCAUUUAAGACCUAGAAACGAUUCUGUAAAAUCGAUGUGAAAGCUCAACAUUUUUGUAAAGUAAAUCGAUACGGUGUUCGGUUUUUCUUUUUUAGAGCUUUUUUUUUUUUUUUUUUUACAGUUUUAUUUAACCUGCUUCUGUUUAAUUGAGGCACACCAGAUGAAGCAUGUGCUGCAAGGUAGUGACCACAAGGGGGAGCUGUGCAAAAUGAAAGGCUGGCAGGGUGAGAAAGGACGUUUCCUACACGUAUUCCUGAAUGUGUGUGUGUGUGUGUGUGUGUGUGUGUGUGUGUGUGUGUGUGUGUGGUCCUAAUCAAACUAUGUACCCUUGUUAAUCACAUCCGAUCAGUUCUUUCUACGAAGCUGUUGACAUUUUCCAAAUGGAAGUGAGCCCAACAUUGUUGCUUUGGACACUAAAACCGAUGAGGAAGGAAACACCUGCUGUCAGGUGUGUGUGUGUGUGUGUGUGUGUGAUGUUAGGGGGAGUGUGAUGGUGCGCUGUCUAGUCUUUUAUCUGCAUAGGACGUCGUUCUUUUGGCUGCGAUCUCAGCUUCUGAGCUUGCAUGUGAAGAACUGUAAAUAGGGUCGUUUCUACUCUCCACGUGAAACCUCUUCUUUUUUUUUUUUGCAAAAUGCAAGAAAAGUAAAAUCGUUUUUCCAAACCUGCCGCGCUCCCGUGACGGGGGCAGCACGAACGUGCAAUUAGAAAUCCUUCAUGAAGAGCUUAUGACAUGGUUACUGUUAUUUUCUUUUUGUGUGUGUGUGUGUGCGCUUCAUUUUAAGGGCAAAGAAAAUGCAAAUCCACCAAUCGUCCAAUCCUUUGGAUGUAGUUGCGUGUGUGUGUGUGUGUGUGUGUUUUUUUUUCUUUCGCUGGGAUGAAGUCAUUUUGUAAAGGGCUUGGAAGAGCAUCCAAAAGACCACGCUGGUCCUUGUCUGUCUGUUUUUAAAAAGAGAGGAGGGGAGAAACUGCGUUUACUUUACUUUGAAAACAUGAUCUGUAGCUCCUUCCCUCAUCGAAGACCUGCCCAAACCGAAGACAUCUAAAAAAACAAAAAAAAAAACAAGCACCUGUUUUAUUUUAUCCUUUGGUUGUUGGGGAGGGGAGAGGCGUGAGAUUCACCAUUUCUGGUCAACUGGUUUCCAGGUCCAUGGCUUCAAGGGGAGUGUGAAUGUCAGACUGAAAAUAUGAAAUGAUCUUUAAAGAUGAGAAGUUGUAAACUAUUAAAUGGAUUAUUUUCAAUUUAUGCUGUGUAUUCUUGUCUUUUGGGUUGGAGAUGAUGAUCAAGCGAAUAAUAAAAA